CCAUAUAUUUCUUUAAUUAAUGCUAUCGAAAUAUUUUCUUCGCUUAUUUGACUCCCAGAUGGCUGUAGUGUUUGAGUAGCUGUAGUGAAUGAUUAAUUUUUACAUGAUUUAAUUCUUGAACAACAUCUUUAUUUAAAAAAUUGCACAAAUAUGGACUCCGCUAAAGAUGACGAGGAUUUUUGGAACAGCAGCGAGAAACGAUUCUUUUCUUUUGGGAACAAUGAGGUGGACCAGUUAUUGGGUGUCAAGAUUAACAACUCAAUGUCAGAAAGAUCAUUAAAGGAUACGAAUGAUUAUCGGUCAUUGAAACCUGUAUUGUCUGUGAUAUCGGUUAAAACACUUUCUUGCAUUUUGGCAAAAGACAAUUUACAGAAUCCUCAAUCUGAAACAACCAAUCAACAGUCAAACAAGUCACAAAAAUUUAAAUCUGAAACACCUAUUGAGCAACCAGACCAUACAGUUAAAAAAAUUUUACUUGGUCAAUCGUUUUCAUUGGAACCUUAUAAAUCACUUGCUAGUAAAACUGCAUUGUUAGAUGCAGCUAUUUCAAGUGGAGAUGGAAAUGCAAUUUUAAUAAUCAUUCUGUUUCUGACGAAAAGUCUUAAAAGAUCUUUGGUCGAUAGAAUAUUGGCAGAAAGGCCAGAUGCUGUAAAUGUAUAUAUUCGAUAUUUAUCCACAAGAUUACAAGUAAAUGAGAUUACAGACAUUUUAACCAUGCUAGGACAGUCAGUGGAUGCUGCUAUGAAAACAUUACAUAUUAUUAUAAAAAAUACUUCCGAUCCUAAUAAACUGGUAAACAAACUUAGAAAUAUCUAUAAAACUCAGUUUUCAACCCUAAUUGACUGUAGAGAAGCUUCAUUUGUCCAGUCCUACAUUAAGUUACUGGAAUGGCAAAUCACAGUAAAAAAGCUAGAUGGAAAUGAAGACUUAGAAGUAAAUGCAUCUGUUCUUGAAAGUUUAAGGCAUGUUUAUAAAGACCACAGAAGUUUGCCAGAAGGUACUUUAAUGUCUCCCCAAAUAUUGUCCCAAGUACAUGAUAUAUCUCCCAGACAAUAUCAAAAAGUUGCAUUGGAAGUUAAAGCAUCAGCUGGUGAAUGGGAUGAUGUGGAUGAACUCUUCUUAACGAAGGGUUGGCUGAAAAGUAAAAAAUUUCAACUAUACUUACCAAUCGAAGAUGUAUUAAAAAUAUUGCAUAAAAACAAUGCAUCUCUUCAUAUUCUUGAAAAAUAUUUAAAAUAUGUCGAUAAUAUAGAAAAAAGACUAGAACUAGCUAAAAACAUGCAUUGCUAUAAAGCAGCAAUCAAUAUAUUUGUACAGCAAGGAGAUCGAGCCGGAUUAAUAGAAUACACGACUAAAUUACAGCCACAGUCAGCGGAAUAUUUCUAUGCUGAAAGUGUACUGUAUUUGCCAACAGCUAAAUGGAAAAAUUAAACGUCAUGAAUUUUUUUUAGGAAGUUAUAACAUCAAGUUUCUGUAUCAUAUCUUUAGUAUAUGUAUGAGUGAAUUACUUUUUUAUUAUAAAAAUUUAAAAAAUAUUCGUUAAAUCUAAUAAAAAUUGUAAUAAAUUUCGUUUGAAAACUUUUUUGAAACCGUUUGUAAAAAAAUGAUUAAUUUUUUAUGUUCAAAAGUCUCUUUGUAUUCAAACACUACUAUAUUAAAAUACUUAUACGUUAA
Messenger RNA from Nomia melanderi (Alkali bee), 1674 nucleotides. Its product is annotated as spermatogenesis-defective protein 39 homolog. Gene Ontology annotation, cellular component: cytoplasm. The record is from RefSeq and is a predicted model, not a curated record. Gene Ontology annotation, biological process: vacuolar transport; intracellular protein transport. NCBI's taxonomy places the organism in Eukaryota, Metazoa, Arthropoda, Insecta, Hymenoptera, Halictidae.